Messenger RNA from Trametes versicolor FP-101664 SS1, 2079 nucleotides. RefSeq lists its product as uncharacterized. Lineage: Eukaryota; Fungi; Basidiomycota; Agaricomycetes; Polyporales; Polyporaceae. The coding region runs from base 1 to 2079 and encodes 692 amino acids. The record is from RefSeq and is a predicted model, not a curated record. The transcript has 2 exons.
AUGGCCACCGGCGCCCUAACCCGCAUCCCCCAGGAGAUCCUCGAGCAGAUAUGUGGAGUGCUCGUCGGCCGUUCCAACGUAUUGUUGGGCCCGAAUGGCGGUGGCAUACAUUUCGGCCCACGCGCGUGCGAGACGGUCGCGGCGCUGGCGCGAACCUGUCGGCUCUUCCACGAACCUGCACUGAACGUGCUCUGGCACACGAUCCCAGACAUAGCCCUCCUCUUCUUCACCAUGCCGAGAAAGACGCAUCUGGUGCGAAAGCUCAUGCUUGACGACAAAGACGUCUUGGACGAUAAGAUAUUCAUGUUCGCGGGCACGCCGGAGGAAGUCGACCUCCAGCGGUUCUUCACGUACGCCCGCCGCGUCAAGGCCCUCGACUACCGCUGCUACCACCUCCCCAAGAAAGCGUCUCUGUCCUGCGCGCACUCGGACGUAUACGUCGCGCUCGCCGCGCUCCUGCACGGCCGCCCCUUGCUCCCCAACAUCAAGCGCAUCCACUACUUCCGCAAGCCCUCAGUGCCGUCCGACGUCUUCCGCGCCUUCGACAUCCUCUUCGCGCCGACGCUGCGCCAGCUCACCAUCCACAGCCGCGAGAACGGGUACCGGUCGUACGCGUGGAUCCGGCGCGACCCCGAGCUCGGGCCGCCCCCGAGCGAAGAGACGGCGUUCGUAGACAUGCUUGCGCGGCUCAAUGAACGGGUGCCGCGCCUAGAGAUGCUCGAGCUCAACCUCUACCCGAGCAGCGCCGCCAUGGCCGCCGGAGUGUCUGCGAACGUGUGCGCGUCGUUCCGGAACCUCAUAUCCCUCCGUUUGAACGAGAACUGCCUGCCCAUCGGCCCGGAGGGAUGGGAACAGCUCGGAUGCCUGGUUUGCUUGCGGCAUCUGGUCGUGAGCACGCCCAGGGCGUUGUGGACCGCCGCCGGGAAUCCUGUCCUGCCUGCGCGUUCGCUGUUCGUGUCCCUUGAAAGUCUGACUGUCACUGUGCCGGGUGGCACGCUCGCACUCCCUACCCAGCUCAUCCGCUGCGUGGCCUCCCCGGAGCUUGAGGAGCUGUCGAUCAGCGUCGAGGACGACGUGCCGCGGUGCGAGAUCGACGCGCUCUUCAGCACCAUCGCCGCCCUGCCGGCGCGAGACCGCAUCGCCACGCUGUAUGUCGAAGUCCGCGACGUGUUCCACACGGACGGCACGAGCACAGAGCAUGUUCCCCCGCGGCGACGCACGCGCGCGCCCGACCCUAUUGGCGCGGUGGCCCUGGAACCAUUGACAGCGUUAAGGAGUUUGGAGGACGUCAUGCUGGACAUUCACUGCCCAUUCGACUUGGACGACGCCCUUCUGGAGCGGCUGGGGGCGGCGUGGCCACAGUUGGAACGCCUCAUCAUCGGGACACACUCACCGUGGGGCAAGCUCGCCUCGGAUAUCCGCGUGGGCGAGAUGCGUGAGGUGCGCAUGGACGCAGAGAACGGCGGCAAUGGGGGCCCCGAGGGUGCACAUCACGGGGACGCGCCUGCAGUCGGUGCACUGGACGGCGAAGAUGAAGGCGACCCUGACGAGGAAGCUGACUCUGACGAUGAGGACGAGGACGUCGGCGCGAUGGACGCGUGGACCAAACCGCGCGCGACGCUCCUCGGCGUCCUCGCCUUCACGUGCCACACCCCGCGCCUCGCCGUCCUCGGGCUCGAGUUCGACGCGACCCUCUCCUUCGUCCCGCGCGCCCACCUCACGACGCGCGUCCCCCGCCGCCCGCUCGACACGCUCUUCGUCGGGCUCUCCCCGAUCGCGGACCCGUGGGUGGUCGCAGCGGUGCUCUCGGACGCGUUUCCCGAGUUCGCGGAGGUCGAGAACGGCUGGGAGGCGCUCGAGACGGAGGAGGACGACGCGCUGGGCGACAUCGACGGGCCGGAGCGCGCGGGGUGGUCGCCGGCACGGCUGUAUGGCGCGCGGUGGGAGAAGGUGUGUGAUCUUGUGCCGCGGUUUGCGAAGGUGCGUAGGGACGAGCGGAGGACGCAGGGGGAACGAGAUAGGAGGACUGGGGGCGCCGCCGAGUGUGCGGGUGUGGAUGCCUCCAUGGCUUUGGCUUGA